ACUAGCGUCCAGUCCUUCAACAUUAAGGAAAAAAUUGAUACUGCUUUCUUGUUGGCAGCAUGUUUGCCUCGAUUUAUCUAGAACAGGAAUUCUUACCUUGUUAUUAGUACUUGUUUCCUUUUUGUGUCAUAUGCAAGUUAACUGGAAGUUGUUUAUCCUGGAAUACUUUCUGGAAUUAAAAAGGAGAAAUGGAGAGACAGGCAUGUUUAGAAGCGAGGACUGGAGACACAGAAGGAAAUGGUUAUGAUGCUAUUGUCGUAGGUUCUGGAUAUGGUGGCUCUAUUGCUGCUUGUCGAUUGUCAGUGGCAGGAAUAAAGGUCUGUUUGCUAGAGAAAGGCCGAAGAUGGAAAGCUAAGGAUUUCCCAACUGAUACUUUGCAAAUCAUGUCAACUGUGAGGCUGGAGAACCAAAAUUUAGGCAUCAGUAUUGGCCAAAAAGACGCUUUGUUUCAGGUGUAUGAACAAAAUGAUUCUCUAGCAGUCGUAGCUUGUGGGCUAGGUGGCGGUUCCCUAGUUAAUGCAGGAGUUAUGCUGCCAACCCCAGUUCGUGCUAAAAGGAAUUCCAAAUGGCCUAAGGAAUGGGAAAAGGACUGGAAUACUUGUGAAGCUUCUGCUGCUGCAAUGCUGAGAAUACAAAGCAUUCCAGUCAAGUUUCCCAGUGCAAGAGUAAUGGGAGAAAUAGUUGAAGGAGACAUUGAACAAACUCCGGAAAAUUUAAUGAAGUUCAGUGUGAAUUUUGAUGUUAAAGAAUCUUCAUCCAAUUCAAUGAAGCUUCAGCAGAUGAAUAGCUGCUUAGCCUGUGGAAAUUGCAUUUCUGGGUGCCCUUACGAUGCCAAAAGUUCUACUGAUAAAAACUAUCUUCUUUCAGCAGUGCAGGCAGGGUGUACCGUAAGAACCGAAUGUGAAGUUAAGUAUGUGAUCGAGAACACACAUGAAGUUCUCCAACAAGACAGAAUAAGUAGAAAAAGAAGACGAUGGUGUGUUUACUUAAAUGAGAUAGACUAUUUAACCUCUGAUUUUGUAAUCCUAUCAGCGGGAGUUUUUGGGACAACUGAAAUACUUUUCCAGUCACAAAUGAGAGGAUUGAUGCUUUCAAAAACUCUUGGAUCUGGGUUCAGCUGUAAUGGGAAUACAGUUGCUUAUCUUGCUGGAAGUGCUGCACCCUUGAAUGGUUAUGGACUGGACAAAAAACAAAUGUUAGAGAUACCUUUUCAUGAACGGCCAGGGCCAUCCAUCUCCUCAUCUUACACUUCUUCAUUGGGUUUCACAAUCCAGACUGCUGUACUUCCAAGGGCUUAUCCUUACCUGCUGUUCAAGGGGAUUACAACUUAUGGAUGGCCAACAGGUUACUGGUUCUUUCAUGGAAUAAUUGAUAAGCUGAAACAUGUCAUAGGUAUUAAAUCAUCCCAAGCCAUUGUUCUCAAUGCAAUGGGAUAUGAUGAAAGUGAUGGACAUAUUAUGUUAGACGAGUCCACAAACAAAAUCUGUUUUAGUCCACCUCACGAUCCUUUGCUCCCACGAAAGGUAGAAGUUUAUCAAAAGCUUACCAAGAAAUUAGGGGGAAUCCUCUUUAUGUCUAGGUAUAGGAGUACAGCAGUUCAUCUUUUAGGCGGAUGCAAUGUAUCAUCAGGUUCUUCAGGCGGGGUGUGUAAUCACAAUGGUCAGGUUUUUGACACAAAAACUUCUGCCUCUGUGCAUUCAGGCCUUUAUGUUUGUGAUGCUUCUCUGAUCCCAUGUUCUAUUGGUGUAAACCCAUCUCUUGCUAUUGCAACUGUAGCUGAGCUUGUGAGCAGGAACCUUGUGCAUGAUAUUCUUGAUUACAACAGCAAAAGAGGUAAAAACUUUGGCAUAUUGACUGUUGAUCAAAACUCUUGCUCUGUUGCUGAUAACAAUUUGGAUAAUGGACACGAUUCAACUCUUUUGAUCAAAGAAACCUUGAGAGGGUAUGUAGGGGGUAUGCCAUGCACGGCUUAUCUCAAAAUGAAAAUGAAUGCUCAGUAUCAGGAAGGGCUUGAUGGACAGAAUCUGCUAAGCAGUGGAUCUCAUCCUCUUCUGAAGGGAAAGGUUGGAGGGUUUGUAAUAAUUAGAGCCAUCGAGAAAGAUAAAAUACACAUCAUAGAUGGGAAAGUAGAUUUGUGUAUGUUGGAUUGCAGAACUCCUUACACACAGUAUAUGUACUAUCAUCUUCUUCUUGUAGGUUCUUCUGGUUCAAAAUAUAUUCUUCAGGGAAAAAAGAUAUUGAAUCCAUAUCUCUUUGCAUUAUAUGCUUGGAAAGAGACGACCACACUGCAUGUAACAUUAAAAAGAGUUUCUGCAAACACUGGAAGGGAUACAAUGAUGAUUUUGAAAGGAGAGCUUCAAAUUUCCUUCAAAGAGCUUCUGAAGAGCUUCAAAAGCCUUAAAGGAAACAGCGCAGCAAGGUUCAUCUAUAUUCUCCUGCAGUCUUUUGUCAGGACCUAUCUCUUACAAAUACCGCGGAGGAGUCACAUGGAUUUCAUUCCAAAUGAUCCUUGCCUUGAACCCUAUCCAAGCAGCGUUCUCCAUAAAAUAGAAACAGAAGAUGGACACAUCAUUAGUUGCAGGCAAUGGAAAUCUGUUCAAAAUCUAUCGGGGCUUAAAGGAGAGAAACAUCUAAGUCCUGUUCUGCUUCUUAAUGGUUAUUCUACUGAAAGUUACUGGCUGCCAACAGAACCACAUGAUUUAGUCAGAACUUUACUGCAAGAAGGGCAUGAAAUAUGGCUGCUGCAAACAAGAUUGCAUCCCAUGAAUCCUGCAAAUAGCUUCACUCUUGAAGAUAUUGGAAAAUAUGAUAUCCCGGCUGCAAUUGUUAAGAUCCUUGAAUUGCAUGGACCGAGUAGUAAGAUACAUGUAAUUGCACACUGCGUUGGAGGCUUAGCCAUUCAUAUAGCUCUAAUGGGAGGGCAUGUCUCUGCAGCCCACAUAGCUUCUCUGUCUUGCACCAAUUCUUCCAUGUUCUUCAAGCUCACGCCACUAGCUAGAUUCAAAAUGUGGCUUCCUCUAGUUCCAGUAUCAAUGGUUAUACUAGGCAAGAAGAACAUCCUCAAUUUGCUGGAAACAGCAAAGACAAGUUCUCGACACUGGCUCUUGAAAUGCAUUGCCUAUUGCUUACCACGAUACGAGAGAUGCACCUGCAAGGAAUGUGAGAUCUUUUCUGGAAUAUUUGGUAAUACAUUUUGGCAUGAAAAUGUGAGCCCCACCAUACACCAAUGGUUGAAUGAGCAUAGCUCCACAAGGCUUCCCAUGGGAGCUUUUCCUCAUCUCAGAGAAAUAUGCAACUCUGGAUUUAUCAUGGACAGUAAUGGUAAUAACUCAUACUUAAUCCAUCCAGAGAGGAUGGCAGUCCCUACGCUGUAUAUCUCUGGUGGCCGGACUCUCCUUGUGACUCCAGAGACUUCAUUUCUUGCUAACAAGUACAUGAGGCUGCACCAACCAAGUUCUAGACAUGAAAGAGUCGUUAUAGAUGAGUUCGGACAUUCAGAUCUGUUAAUUGGAGAGGAGUCCUAUGAGAAGGUUUUUCCUCACCUCUUAUCUCAUAUAAGAUUGGCUGAACUAGAAGGCAAUGGUAUGAUGAACUUUGAGAGAAAGAAGUACAGCAAAGAGGUAUUAGACUGGAGUCAUGAUCCUUAUGAAGGACAUGGAGGAUUUGGAAGUUGGUCGUCUCCUUUGGCUGUUAUUCUGUUCUUCUUGUUCCUUUUGCUGGUUUUAGUUUCGUCAUUGAUGUGAUUUAACGAGUGAUUGCCUGCCUCCAUGCAGUUGGCUAUUUUCUAUUUUACCUUUCUGUGCUUAUUUAAUCACUAAACUAUUUAGAGAAUGAUUUCAGGUUGAAUGUGUGUGCCUUAUAUACUGUGUAUUUUCCAGCCAUAAUAGUGAAAACUGGAAGUCUAAAAUUUAGUUCAUAUUACUUUUAAUUUUUAUCGUUGUUGUCUGAAAACAAAUAACUGCAGGAGUUAUAAUCAAAAUGAUAUUCAUUACAGUGUAAUGCAAUCAUUUGGUAUGUUAUAAACAAAUAGGAUACUAAACUGAAGUUAUAUUUAAAGAUAGUCAGUUACGUGUUUUAUAUGCAUGUGAACUGUUGAGAUUUUGAGUUGUUAGGGUUGUUAGGAUAUGAUAAGUAUUUAUCUUUUAAAUUUAGAAUAUGAUAAGUAUUUAUCUUUUAAAUUUAGAGUCUAGCUAUUAAGAGUUUGUUAUUUAGUUUCUAUCAAAGUCUUACAUAUAAGUAUAAAUAUAAGGCUGAUGUAUCUCUUUUUGAUAUCAGAAUACAAUAAUGAAAACCUAAUUCUUAGGUUA
This is a messenger RNA of Ricinus communis (castor bean), 4307 nucleotides long. RefSeq lists its product as uncharacterized. The record is from RefSeq and is a predicted model, not a curated record. The coding region runs from base 189 to 3743 and encodes 1184 amino acids. Lineage: Eukaryota; Viridiplantae; Streptophyta; Magnoliopsida; Malpighiales; Euphorbiaceae. Gene Ontology annotation, molecular function: oxidoreductase activity, acting on CH-OH group of donors; flavin adenine dinucleotide binding. The transcript has 9 exons.